This is a messenger RNA of Fulmarus glacialis (Northern fulmar), 1043 nucleotides long. It is a transcript of the gene ADORA2B, whose product is annotated as adenosine A2b receptor. The coding region runs from base 85 to 690 and encodes 201 amino acids. NCBI's taxonomy places the organism in Eukaryota, Metazoa, Chordata, Aves, Procellariiformes, Procellariidae. Gene Ontology annotation, biological process: G protein-coupled adenosine receptor signaling pathway; adenylate cyclase-activating G protein-coupled receptor signaling pathway; vasodilation. Gene Ontology annotation, cellular component: membrane. Gene Ontology annotation, molecular function: G protein-coupled adenosine receptor activity. The record is from RefSeq and is a predicted model, not a curated record. The transcript has a single exon.
AAUAGUCUGGUGACUGGCAAGCGGGCAAGAGGACUCAUCGCUGUGCUGUGGCUCCUGUCCUUUGGAAUUGGACUGACUCCGCUUAUGGGCUGGAAUAAAGCCAUGAGCGGUUGUCCCAAUGCCACCAACGAGACAGGGGCUGACACCGGGACAGAGCACCAUGGCUGCUUCAUCUCAUGCCUCUUUGAGAACGUGGUGACGAUGAGCUACAUGGUGUAUUUCAACUUCUUCGGCUGCGUGCUGCUUCCGCUCAUUAUCAUGCUGGGAAUCUACAUUAAGAUAUUCAUGGUCGCCUGCAAACAGUUGCAUCAGAUUGAACUGAUGGGCAACUCCAGGACCACACUGCAGAAGGAGGUCCACGCAGCCAAGUCUCUGGCCAUCAUUGUAGGACUUUUUGCCUUCUGUUGGCUGCCCCUGCAUAUCUUGAACUGCAUCACUCACUUCCACGAGGAGUCCUCCAAAUCCAAGCCUGAGUGGGUGAUGUAUGUGGCCAUCAUCCUCUCCCAUGCCAACUCUGUCAUCAAUCCCAUCAUUUAUGCCUACAGGAUCAGGGACUUCCGCUACACCUUCCGCAAGAUCAUUUCCAAGAUCCUCUGUAAGACGGAUGACUUCCCCAAGUGCACCACUGACAACAACCAGCACCUGACUGUCACCAACAUUAAUUCUCCAGUAGCCUCUGUGACCAUAUGACCGUGCAUGUCCUGCUCCUGGGAUUUUGCAGUCUGUCCCUGACACUACCCUUCCCUGUGCCUAUGUGAAACAGUUACAGCUAACUCCUAGAGGAGUGCUCAGAGAUGACCACUAUGCAGUUAUGCAGCUGUAUUUUUUUUAUUUUUGUAAUUAACAUAGUGCCUCCUAGAGGAAUAACCCGACCGGGGAGACUGAGUGCAGCUCACCCUCGACUGUAAACCCAGGUUGCGUGAUCGUAUUGUAUUUCCUUUCCAGGUCAGACAUUGACUGUGGAAGACCCACCUGCUGGGGGUGUUUCCCCAAAUGUGCUGCUCAUGUCAAGUCCUAGGAUCUUUAUUUUAAUUAUUUUUUUU